Messenger RNA from Poeciliopsis prolifica (blackstripe livebearer), 2280 nucleotides. It is a transcript of the gene cunh2orf69, whose product is annotated as chromosome unknown C2orf69 homolog. The coding region runs from base 229 to 1194 and encodes 321 amino acids. The record is from RefSeq and is a predicted model, not a curated record. Lineage: Eukaryota; Metazoa; Chordata; Actinopteri; Cyprinodontiformes; Poeciliidae. Gene Ontology annotation, cellular component: mitochondrion. The transcript is spliced from 3 exons.
GCUGGUUGUAUUUUGGGGAAACAGCGCCGCUCUGUGGUCACAAACGGUCUAACUGUUAGUGUUUGAGUGAAUUUGUUUAAAAAUGCGGCGCAGUGCGCGGCGGGUCACUGUUGCUAACUGACAGUAUUUAUUGCAGUUUGCGGGACAGGAAGCCGUUGCGGUGCUGCCAGCCAGCAGCAGCGUUCACUGCCUCAGACAGAACCCGUCCGGACUCCAGUCCGGGACUCCAUGUUGUCUCCCAGAGCUUUAGCAGCGGGCGUCUCUCUCAUCACCGUGGCCGAACACACGAGCUCCGUGGCGGGAAGCCGGGCACCGCAGGGCUCCGGCUGCCCGAGCGGGAGGCGCCUGCAGCGGCUGGUCGGAGUCUCCGGCUGCGGGCCGAACCGGGUCAACGACCUGCUGCUGCUGCGGCCCGAACCAGACGAAGAGAGCAGCUCCGGAACCAAGGAGAGCAGCAGACACAUUGUUUUCUUCCACGGAGACAUCCAGAACUUCAAGGAGGAGAUGUCCCUGCAGCCGGAGGCGUCUCAGUUUCUAUCCUGGAGUCUGGAGCAGGUGGCUCUGGUUCUGGCCCAGCGGUUCCCCAACAGGAACAUCUGGGUGGUCAAAGCCUCCCGCAUGUACCUCAACAAGUUCAGCUGCUACCAGAACUUCGUGGAGAGCAACAUGUUCGGUGCGCCGGAGCACAGCGGCUACAGCGCCGACGGCGGAGGUUUUCACCAGCUCAGGUCGCUGCUGACCAACGCCAUGGAGCGGGCCAAGCUGCCACCUGCAGGGGGCGCCGGCGGCCUGCCGCCCGGGUUCUCCCUGACCCUGGUGGGCUUCAGUAAGGGCUGCGUGGUUCUCAACCAGCUGGUGUACGAGCUGCCCGGGGCGCGCGCCGACCCCAACAUGGCCGCCUUCGUGCAGCGGAUUUCGGACAUGUUCUGGCUGGACGGGGGCCACCCGGGCGGCAGCCGCACCUGGGUGACGGACCGCGAGGCGCUGAGGGAGCUGGCGGCCAGCGGCGUGUCCGUGCACGCGCACGUGACCCCCUACGAGGUGCGCGACCCCAUACGGGCCUGGGUGGGCCGCGAGUACGGCGUGUUCAUCCAGACCCUGGAGGAGCUGGGCGCCUGCCCCAGCAGGAAGCUGCACUUCCAGGACGAGCCGCCGUCCAUCCAGAACCACUUCCGGGUCAUCCUGGAGUUCUGAGUUCUGCUUCCUGUUUUGGUCUUAGAACUUUAUGAACGUGAGGGAAACAUGUUUACAUUUAUGUUUAUUUAAUGUUUAAUCUAAUUAUAUAUGAUGUAGCAUUCAGAGUAAGGAGGCCCAGAAAUGACAAAAUUAAACAUUAAUUUAAAUAAAUAAAUACUUGAUGUAAUGAAACAUUAUAAAUGGUUUCAGUUUGACUUCAGGAACAGGAAACAUAAGUAAACACAAUUCAUUUUAUGCAUUGGCUAUUAUAAGUUUGCAUCUAAAUUAUUGAUUUUCAUAUUUAAUAGUCUUAAAUAAAUGCACAUGUAUCUUUCUAAUGAGCUAAUAUGUGGUUUUGUCUCUUCUGGCCUUCCGUACCGGAGGUAAACAGCCUCUUUCAUUCCUUCAGUCUGAACCCAGGCUUUAUUUUUCUUCCUUUGAUGAAGUGAAAUAUGGCGGUUCUGGUUCUGAUAGAAAGCUCCAGAACUUGACCCGACCCGUUAGAACCUAUAGGCAGAACUGUGAGCCUCAGAACCGAUCCAACACAGGAAACAGACCGGAUCAGAAGGUCCGGGCCGAUCAUUUUGGGUUUUUAAUUACUCUUCAGAACUGACUGUGAGGUUCUGAUUCGGUUCUGAUGGGCAUCACUGGGAGUGUGGAGAGGAGGUCCAGUACCAGUUUGGAUCGGGUCAGCCAACCUGUUAGCCACUGGACGGAGGAGGAAAACCAGCCCACAGCAUGAUGCUGCCACUACUGCCUCCAAAACAAAACUAUCCCAGUUUAUCUCUACCAUGGAGUCAAAUAUCUCAGCAUCCAACCAAACAUCCAUCCAGUUCUGGUUUCAGCAGCUGAAAUUAAAACAGUUCCAUAAUCAAUAAAAUAUAAAUGAUUGGCCUCCAGGAUGGAUGAAGCACCUCCCCUCUUUAUCACCUCCUCUUCUUCCUCAGUUAGCAGUGCGGCUAACAGGAACUGAGCAGCUGCUUUUCCAGAUGUUUCUGCUGAAUGUAACUUCUGAUGCAUUCCUUGCUGUAGUGCUGCUGGUGGCCAGCAGGGGGGCGCCACUGGGACAGACACGCCACGCUGAUUGUGUUUUCUACAACUUUA